AUGGCUGCAGCAGCUUAUGACGUAGCGGCUUUACUCAAGGGUAGUGACGCAGUGUUGAAUUUCCCAGAGCUUGCUGGAUAUUAUCGACUGCCGGAGUCCCCAGAACCUGCCUUGAUAAAGAGUGCGGCAGCAGAAGCGGCAGACUUGAUGAAGUUCAUGGAUGAUAUUCUUGAUAUGUCGACUCCGACGAAGGAUAUAGCAGAGGGAAUGAUAGUGAGCCCGUCCCAGUCCCAACAGCAGACAACUGAUGAAUCGUCUUCGGGGAACUUAAGGCUGUGA
Lactuca sativa (garden lettuce) is the source of this 279-nucleotide messenger RNA. The record is from RefSeq and is a predicted model, not a curated record. NCBI's taxonomy places the organism in Eukaryota, Viridiplantae, Streptophyta, Magnoliopsida, Asterales, Asteraceae.